UUGAAAAGAGCCUUAGCCAGAAUGGGUGCCCCUAAUCUAGUCCCUGACAAUAUGGAUAACAGUCUAAGUUAUAGUGUAAUCACUUACCUAAAGAAACUCAAAAACCAGGCCAAGAUUGAGAUGGAUCGGUUGAUAGCGUCUGUUGGACAGAAGGUUCCUCUUCACGAGGGCAUUAAAGUGGACUCCAGAACCAAGACCUCUGUUCUACAGAGGCGAGACUUUAACCAGUUGUUACAGAAUGCAGGCGGGAAUCUCCAGAACCUGAAGCAGGAACUGAACGAUUACAACACGUUUACUGUCGCGGUGGCCGACAGGGACAUCAAACCUCAAUACUAUAGAAAUCCAUAUGAUAUACCUAGAAAAAGCCUUAUAGAUCAAAUAGCUAGAAUGAGAUCAAAUUUUCUACAAAAGUCCUACCAUAGAACAAAACUUGUGGAUGAUGAUCAAGCCCACAGUAUACCAGUCCAACAGAUGGGGAACUACCAGGAUUACCUGAAGAAACAGCCAGCCCCGCUACGAGAGCUGGAAACUUCUCCCGCCAGACUUCAUACCUUCGGAAAUCCGUUUAAGGUCAAGAUGAACAUGGUUGACGAGGCAGAUGACCCGACAAUAGAUAAACCAUCCAAGCGUCGGAGCUUAGAGAGUCCCUCUCCAGGUCCCAAAAAACGCAAAGUCGGUCCACUCCCCAAGGACUACGUGUUCAGUAGAUCCCCCACCCCCUCCCCACCUGCCUCUCCCAUACCGGACCAGAUGAUAGAGGAAGACUUCAGUCCAAAACCAGAACCUACAGAUUAUGAAGUGGAGGAGAACAAUGUGCCAGAACAAGAGGACGAGGAUCAGCCAUUAAUAAUCGCUGAACCGGAACAAAGUGACUCAAAGAAAAACCACGUUGGAGAAAAUCACCUCCCUCACGGAGAGUCUGAGGAUUAUAUGUUUAAUUCGGUGAAUUCUCGACAAAAGAGUGUGAACAAUAGUAAGAAAGACUCGCUAAUAUGGACACACAAUACACGCUUAAAACACACUGUGUACAAGGAACUCAAGAAACCAGGACGAAAUUACGACAACUUGUUUCACCAAUUAAAUUCAGUCCAGGGAAAUGUGGAACUUAAGUGCGCGUUUAUCAGUGAUGUCAUUCGUGAAGCCAGUCGCUUCAAGAAAAAGGUGCUAAUCCAAAUGUUGGAACAAUUUCAGAACUCGCUGAUGCAAGUGGAGGGGAGGAAACGUAACAGCUUCACCAUGGAAACCAGAUGAUAUUCAAUUUCUCAGACAAUUUCAACUUAUUGUGACAAGAUUAUAUUCCUCAAUGAUAACAGACGAAAUCAAUCUGUCAAAAAUUUACUUCAUUGUUGCAUUAUGAAUUUAUGAGGCAUAUAUUUAGA
Messenger RNA from Saccostrea cuccullata (small rock oyster), 1379 nucleotides. RefSeq names its product integrator complex subunit 6-like. The transcript is spliced from 9 exons. The annotation marks the transcript as partial. The record is from RefSeq and is a predicted model, not a curated record. Gene Ontology annotation, biological process: snRNA 3'-end processing. Gene Ontology annotation, cellular component: integrator complex. NCBI's taxonomy places the organism in Eukaryota, Metazoa, Mollusca, Bivalvia, Ostreida, Ostreidae.